Molecule: messenger RNA, 794 nt
Organism: Hyla sarda
Lineage: Eukaryota; Metazoa; Chordata; Amphibia; Anura; Hylidae
Product: gastrula zinc finger protein XlCGF66.1-like
Exons: 5
Coding region: 164-718 (184 amino acids)
Biological process (GO): regulation of DNA-templated transcription
Source: RefSeq, a predicted model, not a curated record
AGGAGACAAGAGGAGUGAGGAUCCUGAUCACAAGAGCUUACAAUCUAUGAGGAGGAGGAGACAAGAGGAGUGAGGAUCCUGAUCACAAGAGCUUACAAUCUAUGAGGAUAUAGGAAUAAACAAAUUAAUAUUUAUACUGUUGCGCCCCGCCCACUCCUAUCACAUGAUCAUCAUCAAAGGUCCUUCACCAACAAUCUCUUCUAUCCUCAAGAGCUCCGCCCCCACAUGUAUUGGUCACGUUGUUGUGACAUCAUCACAGGUCCUACACCUCCGGCAUGUAAUAGAUACAGCCCCAAUCGUAAGGAUGGACAAGGACAGGAAUGAGAUGACUAAGAGAAUAUUCCACCUCACCUUGGAGAUCCUCCACCUGCUGACCGGAGAGGAUUACACCAUAGUGAAGAAGACAUCGGGGGAGUGUGUGGCCCCCAGCAGCCAUCUCCAGGAGUCAGGAGGACGGAGCAGGGCCCGGGGCCCCAUCAUGGAGCCUCCACCUCACUCACCGAUACAUGAGAAGAAGAUCCUAGAACUUAUCCACAGAAUCACUGAACUGCUGACUAGAGAGGUUCCUAUAAGGUGUCAGGACGUGGCGGUCUAUUUCUCCAUGGAGGAGUGGGAGUAUGUAGAAGGACACAAGGAUCAGUACAAGGAUCAGGUCAUGAUGGAGGAUCAGCAGCCCCUCACAUCACCAGGCAAGCUCCAAGCAUCUUCCUCUGUGUAACAUGACACAGCAUAAAACCAGAGAGGAAAGGGUUACAGAGUAGAGAGUGCUGAUUGGCUGACUGCACAGGCUGGCU